Messenger RNA from Grammomys surdaster, 1887 nucleotides. It is a transcript of the gene Gjb3, whose product is annotated as gap junction protein beta 3. Gene Ontology annotation, biological process: cell communication. Lineage: Eukaryota; Metazoa; Chordata; Mammalia; Rodentia; Muridae. The record is from RefSeq and is a predicted model, not a curated record. Bases 363 to 1166 code for a protein of 267 amino acids. The transcript is spliced from 2 exons. Gene Ontology annotation, cellular component: connexin complex.
GUUUGCAAGGUGUUUCACAACCUAAUGUCAUUGCAGUCCUUGCAACAGCCCUGCCAGUGGCCACCAAUGUCCCCAUUCCACACGCAAGCAAGUGGAGGCUCCGCAAAGGAGCCUGCUGCUCCCUGGUCAGCGCAGCUGCUGCUGGAUUAGAACUUAUAUCCCUGAGGCAGCUCCUGGCUCCUCCCCGGCCGCCCCUCCUCCACGCGCCUCUGGCUGUGCUGGCCAGGAGCCUCACCGAGGCCACAGAUCUCGGCUUGGCCUCUUUCCUCUUCUGCUGUGGGUCUUGAGCACGUGGAGCCAGGCCUCCACCGUGGCGGCGCCGCUGACUGUGGGCACAGCCCCCCGAACCCUAAGCAGGCACCAUGGACUGGAAGAAGCUCCAAGACCUAUUGAGCGGCGUGAACCAGUACUCCACGGCAUUCGGGCGCAUCUGGCUGUCAGUAGUGUUCGUCUUCCGGGUGCUGGUGUAUGUGGUGGCCGCAGAGCGUGUGUGGGGUGACGAACAAAAAGACUUUGACUGUAACACCAGGCAGCCCGGUUGUACCAACGUGUGCUAUGACAACUUCUUCCCCAUCUCCAACAUCCGCCUCUGGGCCCUGCAGCUCAUCUUCGUCACGUGUCCGUCUAUGCUGGUCAUCCUGCAUGUAGCUUACCGCGAGGAGCGAGAACGGAAGCAUCGCCAGAAGCACGGGGAGCAGUGCGCCAAACUGUACAGCCACCCGGGCAAGAAGCACGGUGGCCUGUGGUGGACCUACCUGUUUAGCCUCAUCUUCAAGCUCAUCAUUGAACUGGUCUUCCUGUAUGUUCUACACACGCUCUGGCAUGGCUUCACUAUGCCACGUCUGGUACAGUGUGCCAGCGUGGUACCCUGCCCAAACACUGUGGAUUGCUACAUCGCUCGGCCCACGGAGAAGAAGGUCUUUACCUACUUCAUGGUCGGCGCUUCUGCCGUCUGCAUUAUUCUCACCAUCUGUGAGAUCUGCUACCUCAUCUUCCACAGGAUUAUGCGAGGCCUGAGCAAGGGCAAAUCUACGAAGAGCAUCAGUUCCCCAAAGCCCUCCAGCCGGGCCUCCACCUGUCGCUGUCACCACAAGCUGCUGGAGAGUGGCGAUCUGGAAGCCGAUGAAAAGCUGCAGGCUUCAGCACCCAGCCUGACCCCCAUUUGAACCACACUCUGGAGAAGGGGUGAAUCUGAGAGGUGCUGCAGGUGGAGGGGUCCUGGGGGUGCUGAGUGUCCCCACUUGGAAUUCACUAAGCUAGCCAAUUCUGUUUGAAGCAGAUUUUUGUGGGUUCUGGGCUCUGUGCUGGAUACCUGGUACAGGUAACAUGGCAGACCCAGCUUCAGAGAGACAUUUAGAUUAGCAAAUUAACUGCAUGCAUGCAAGGGUCUACUUAGCACCGGGCUGGUAAACAGGGCUUCUACCCACCCCAGGGGACUGCCAGGCCAGGCAUCCUCUCAGAAAAGCACAGUGAAAAAAAAAUGCAGCUCUCCAACAGACAUAGCAACAGCAAAAAGAACUGAGGUCUCAGAGGAGAGGUGCUGGCUCUGGACUGGGGACAGCCAGCUAGAGGGAGGCUUUACCACUCAACCAUGAGAAGCUGCACAGGUUCCUAGGUGGAAUCUUCUGGAGGCCAAAGAGCGAGUGUGGGAAAUGGUAGCAGGCCUUGUCAUGUCAACUGCUGCUUGAGAGACACCCACGUGUCCCUUUGGAUCCCCCUUCAUCGACCUUUAGGCAGCAAUAUUCUUCUCCCUCCCACCAGGGUGCUGAGCCCGCUGCACCCUAUGGCCAGGACCUUGGCAGCAUGCAUAUCCUGUCAUAUCCCCAGCAUAUAUCCUUGAUAUAUCCAAGCCUGUUUCCUUAAAAGCAAUAAAGUUGUGUUUUAUAC